Dentiscutata erythropus is the source of this 465-nucleotide messenger RNA. NCBI's taxonomy places the organism in Eukaryota, Fungi, Glomeromycota, Glomeromycetes, Diversisporales, Gigasporaceae. The record is from the annotation of a GenBank genome assembly.
AUGACGAAGCAAGCAUACCAUCGGCUGGAAAUAGAAAACAGUGGCAAUAUGCUCAUCAUAAUAUACAUGGUCGAGGUCAAGGUCGAGGUUGAGGUAGCAGACGCAGUAGCAAAUUUAAAAAAACAUAGUAAAAAUAGUGCCGAAUUAGCUGACAAUGAUUCUAAUACAGUGAAAUAUUUUUCUCCUACAAACUGUGAUGGUCUUUUAAAAAAAAUGUGUGCUGCAAUUUACUUAUCUCUUGAUGAAUUGUGGUUUAUUCCUAACGAAGUAGAAUUAAAGGCUUUUAUGUUAGAUCCACAAUUGAAAUUACUUCUAUUCGCUACUGCUAAUAAACAGAAAAAUACUGAGGAACAAAUUCGUGAAGAACUAUCAAUAUUAAAAGCUCAAUUUAGCCAAAACAACACUAUUAUUGAAAUAUCCACUAUCAAAAAAGAAGAAUGUGAUUCAUUAAGCGCCGAAUUAUAG